Molecule: messenger RNA, 2935 nt
Organism: Diospyros lotus (date-plum)
Lineage: Eukaryota; Viridiplantae; Streptophyta; Magnoliopsida; Ericales; Ebenaceae
Product: U1 small nuclear ribonucleoprotein C-like
Exons: 8
Coding region: 1765-2397 (210 amino acids)
Biological process (GO): mRNA splicing, via spliceosome; mRNA 5'-splice site recognition; spliceosomal snRNP assembly
Cellular component (GO): nucleus; U1 snRNP
Molecular function (GO): pre-mRNA 5'-splice site binding; zinc ion binding
Source: RefSeq, a predicted model, not a curated record
CUUCACAGCCGCGGCCGCAGGCCCUUUCGCGCCCCUUGGGCUUGAGGAUUUCGCGCGCCUCCUCCUUGUUCUGUCCGAAACCCCAAUCUUCCUCGGCCCAUUGAAUUUACGCUAGAUAAACAAAUGCAUUCAUGGAUGAGGAUGAUGGAGCUUCCGGGGUGAGCUGUCAGCGGCUGCUUCUGGAUCAGAUGAUCCAUUGAGGGAAUUCUCCGUCGCAUCUCGUUUCCCUCUCUUUCGAAGGCGGGGAUUCACUCCAUUUGCGUUGAUUUUGAUUCCUCUCUUCAAUCUGAUACAACCUGUAUAUGUACUUCUUUGCUCCAGAUCCCUGGAAUCGGAACACAUAAUCCUGACACGAUUUUAGGGCUUUUGCACGAGGUUUUGGGGGCUUCUUGUUCUUGCCCCAAAGCUUCAAAGCUUUUGGGUCAGUUCCUAUCUCCUCGCAGAACAUCUCAACGGUUUCUUGAUCUUGUUGGGGUGUUCAGCACCCAUGCUUCUGAACGAACUCCUCCAUCUUCUCUUAGCUUUUUUCUUUCUGUCUUCGCAUUAGUAAAUAUUGGUGGAGGGUUGACAUUUGGCUGGUGGAACUGAGACUUGCGAUGGUGGUGAGGAUGAUAGAGGAAGAUCUAGCCGUCCUUACCACCAACACAAGUCUCAACUUGACCAGUCAAAGUCAAUCCUCCACCAAUAUCUACUAGUGCAAAGACAGAGCUAACAACUGGGCAACGAGAGAAGAUGGAGGAGUUUGCUGAGAAGUGUAGGUGGUGAACGCCCAAACUAGACCGAAAAAUUAUUAGAGCAAGUUCUGCAAGAAGAUAUGGAUUGACCCAAAAGCCUUCAAGCUAUGAACUGAGAACCACAAUGGCCUCCUUAAUGCGGAACAUCCAAGAAAUAAGGAAAGAUUGAAGAAGAAAGUAUGGAUGAAGUAAUAGAAGAGAAGGCAACAAUAAAGAGAGAGAGGAGGAAAACUCAAGACACAUAAUAUCGUGGUCUUAUCCCAAAAGACAAAGCUAUCUCCAUCUUUGUUUAACAAAUAAUGGUCCUUUUUAGAGGGAUUGAUGUACUUUAGGAGAAGAGUGUAGGCUAUUAUAAACUUAUUGGUUUUUUUUGCAACUACGAUUAUGAUUGAAAAUGUGCACAAAUCUAAGCUUAACAAUUUUGAGAAAAAAUGUUAUGAGGUUAACAUUUAAGAAAAAUUUAGAUAAAGAUAACAUUGGUUUAAAAUUUAUUAAUAAAAUUAUUUUUAAUUUUUAAAAAUAUAGAAGAACAUUUUUAAAAUUUAAAAAAAUUGAAAAGAUUUUAAUGUUUGAUAACACUGAUGCUCGUUUUAUAUAAUAGAGUAUAAUAGAUAUUUACACCCUAAAAUGUGAGGAGCUUGGCUAGGCUAGCCAACUCAGAUGGGCCUAAUCAAUAUUCUUUUGGGCUCUACUAUAUACAGUAAGACCAAACUUUAUGGGCCUGUCGCCCCAUUGAGUUCUUUAUAUAAACGAAUAGAACUUACGUGGUAAGCCGUCACUGGUUGCCUCGGAACCAUCUAGAGUAUUCUCCAUCCUCAACAUCUCAUUCUCUAGGCCGCAUCGUUCGGCGCCGGCGCCGUCACCGCUACCGGCGGAAUUAAUCUCUAAAACUCUCUCUCUCUCUCUUGAACGCCGUUCUUCACUUCAUUUGCUUCCACUUUGGUUCCUUUCUUCGAUCUGAUACAGCCUGUACAUAUAACCGCCUUGAUCGCUUCCUUGCUCCAGACCGUUGAAAUCGCACCGUAUAACGAUGCCUCGGUACUAUUGUGACUACUGCGACACGUACCUGACCCAUGAUUCUCCCUCUGUUAGGAAGCAGCACAAUGCCGGUUACAAGCACAAGGCAAAUGUUCGGUCCUAUUAUCAACAGUUUGAGGAACUGCAAACGCAAAUUUUGAUUGAUCAGAAGAUCAAGGAGCAUCUUGGACAGAGUGCAGUGUACCAGCAAGUAGGUGCUGCUUACAAUCAGCAUCUUGCUUCUUUACCAGGAAAUAUUCAACGGCCACGCCUACCUGUUCUACCACCACCAGUGUUGCCAAUUCCAGGUGCUGCUCCCUCACUAUUGAUUCCAGGAAUCAGGCCUCCUGUGUUGCCAAGACCAGGCUUUCCAGGUUAUGGGGUAGCUCCACCUAUGGCACCAGUUGCAGGGCAACCACCAGUUGGUUCCUCCAUGCCCAUGCAAAUGAAUGGCCUUCCGGGCCAUCCAAUGUUGAAUCCCCCAGCAACAGUUCCAGGGGGAGUACAAGUCCCAGGCUCUAGCAGUGCUCCCCCUACUGGUCCACAAGCAGUAUACCAGGCCAAUCCUGCUGGAACUACUGCUCCUUCCAAUUCUAUUGCUACAGAUAGAUAUUCAUAUGCACAAGCUUCUGAAGGCAGUCGAUAAUAUUGUAAGCUGAGCAAAGAUAUUCAUCCCAGAAAUGUACAACUUAUCAAGGUCUCUGAUUCUCAUUGGAUGAUGAUGCUGUUCAGCAAUGGAGUGGAGAGGAAUUGUUAUGAAGCAGAUUCUGUUGCUGAGACACUAAUUAAUGCAGGCUCCAGUGUACCAAAACCAGUUAGAUGGGUUGGGAUUUUGGAAGUUGGAUUUUGGUUUUGUGUUAUACUGCCAUAUGGAAUCAGAUGAUGUUGAUUGAACAUAGAUGUCUCAGACCAUGUAUCUGAUUCCCAUGUUUCCACUUCAUUUCGAAUCCAUUUUGGUGCUGAUUUUGGUCUAGCUAACAAGAUGUCUAGUUGGAGUUUUUUAAUGUAAAGGACUGCUUGUAUUGGAUAAUUAGAUAAAGAAUAAUGAUACCGAAUUCUAAGGGGUAGGCUGAAAAGGUUUUGACGGGGUAAAGUAACAUGAAUGACCUUGUGUCUUGUUGGCCCGUUAGACAACCUUUUGAGCCUAUCCCCUCGGGAUUAGUAUCAUUAUUCUUUUGUAUUUA